Pelobates fuscus (common spadefoot toad) is the source of this 2176-nucleotide messenger RNA. RefSeq names its product protein phosphatase 1 regulatory inhibitor subunit 2 (gene PPP1R2). The record is from RefSeq and is a predicted model, not a curated record. Gene Ontology annotation, biological process: regulation of signal transduction. The transcript is spliced from 6 exons. Lineage: Eukaryota; Metazoa; Chordata; Amphibia; Anura; Pelobatidae. The coding region runs from base 154 to 759 and encodes 201 amino acids. Gene Ontology annotation, molecular function: protein phosphatase inhibitor activity.
GCACUCGGCGGGCGCCCGCUAGGCCAUGCCGGAAGUCACGCAGUGUCAGUUACCGCCGAUGACGUAGCGGGCGGUGACGGGCAGGGGGCGUUGCCGGUGUGGUUGUGCUGGUGUGUCGGUGCGGUGUUUUCGGAUUCCCCCCAGAUCGGACACAUGGCGGCGCACACACCGAGACCGAUCAAAAGCAUCCUGAAAAACAAGGAGUCUGAGCCCCCCGAGCGCCGGGUCACCAACCGGCAACAGCCGCAGCAAGAGGGGGACGACGAUCAGAGUAAAAAGUCCCAGAAAUGGGAUGAAAUGAAUAUCCUAGCUACGUAUCAUCCUUCUGAUAAAGACUACGGUUUAAUGAAAAUUGAUGAACCUAGCACACCAUAUCACAGGAUGGUUGGUGAUGGAGAUGAUGAUGAAGGAGCCAUGAGUGAUUCAGAGUCCAAUGAAGCAAUGACUGCAGAUGUGUUGGCUAGAAAGUUAGCAGCAGCAGAGGGAACGGAGCCUAAAUUCUUGGUUCAAGAAGAUAGCAGUGAAGAGGAAGAAGAUGAAGAGCUGACUCCAGAAGAGAGAGAAAAAAAAAAGGAAUUUGAAAUGAAAAGAAAGCAUCAUUACAAUGAAGCCAUGAAUAUUAAACUGGCUCGGCAGCUGAUUGCAAAAGAGUUGGCCGGAGAACCAGAUGAUGAGGAGGAUGAAGAUGAAGAGAUGCAAGAUAUCACAGACACAGAAGCUCAUCCUGACCAGCUGCAGAUCAACGAACAAGCUCUCUAGAUUAUGCUUGUGCUGUACUGCUAGAUGAAGGCCUAUUUAUUGCCACACCAAUGCACUGACCUGAUCGUGAAUGGACUACAUUGAGGAGUAUAAAAAUAAUUCUUCUCCGUUGCCAAUAUAAUGUUUCAGACUCCUUAAUUAAGCAGCCAUUUUUUUUAUUACGCUACUGACUGGUAGGUCUGUCUGACAUAUACAGUUUGAUAUCGGUAGCCAAGUAUGCAAGUAUUAGUUCAGAGAGAUCUUUUUAACCAGUCAUUACAUGCAAUAUUAGUUUGCCAUUCAUAACACACUAUCAUGGUUUUAUGAACUCAUGCAUGUUGGUUAUAGGCUUCCCAAGUGUGCUUUUUCACGUGUAAAAUAUUCUGUUAAAGAAAAUGUAUCAUUGAUAUAAAAAGUAAUUCUUCUACUGCUUUGAAGAAAAAAAAAAAAAAGUGUUUUUUUUGAGUUAUAGGAAAAAUUGUUUAUUUGUAGCAUUAAAAAAAAAAAAAAGUAUGAUGUCCAUUCAUUAUGAUUUGCAAAUCAUAACCAACGUAUCAGGACAACCCUGUAACAUCUGCAUAUGUGUCCUUGGAUAGUUAAAUUUCCUAAAUGUUACAAUGAUUUUGUACUGAAAGUACACCGUCUGGAGUUAAAAAGCACAUUUAGUACAUUGCUUGAGUUUUUUGUUUUGUUUUUGGCAUAUAUAUAAUUUUUUUAGAUUUUAUUUAGAGCUAUUUCUAUGUAUUCGAGAGGCACUUUUAUUUAAAGAGAACUAACAAAUUGAUCUAAAAUGAUACAGUACACAAAAACAGAAUGGCGUAAAUCAAAUGUAUUUAGAAUUCAGCUGUUGGUAAUAAUUGCUACAUAAAUCCAACAGAAAUAUUCUGCUACCUUAGUGACCAUUUGUGAUACACACUACACUGAGGUUUACAGUGAUAUUACAUUUAGCCAUGUUAUAGUAGGAAAUCUUUACUAUGUACCAACAUUUUUUGCAAAGUACAAUCCGGCUGUAUUCAUGUUGUCUGUGUUACCUUUAUUCAUAAACCUAUUAUCUAUGUUCAGGAAUAAAUGAUAAAAAGGGCUGACUUGAAUUUGUGCAAUGGACAAUUCGGAGCAUGAGUUUGUAAAGAUUUUUUGCCUUUAUAAGGCUUCUGCCUUGACUGUUAAUGUAUUAGGAAAUACACUUAUACCAGUGUAAUACACGCAAAAUAGUGUCUUCUUUUAGUCAGUUAUCCUAAAGACAUCCUCCCAAAGAUUGUUUAGAUUUUCCCCAUUUCUCGAACAGAUUCUCAAUCGUCUGAUAGAUAAUGUAUUGUAGGUCUCUCUGCUUUGGGAAAUAAAUGGAAGAUAAUGUGCUGCUAAACUACUGACCCUUUCUGGGAUUCCUUCUUGUCUGCCAUGUGAUGUCAAUAAAUUCAAAUAAGGGAUUAUGUGUGAA